AUAAUUUGUAUGGAAUAAUUUUGAUAUAAAUACCGAUAUAGAUGGGGGUGGUGAGUGUAUAGUAUAUACCGAUUGGUCUGAGAAGGACCAUCAAAAUGCUGCCCCUCAUAUUGGUAUUAUUUCUUGCACAGAACGCGUUAUCUCUGCCUUACACGAAUGUCAACUUCUACAACAUCGAGAACGCUCCAUCGAUACCUGACAAUGGUCAACUAAUCAACAGCAACGUCACCACUGGUGCCCUGGAGUGGAUAGACGGUGGCGACGUGCCCCUCUACCUGCAGAUCCUAAUGACCUCCGUCAACGACAUCGCAGCAGUCAACCAGGCUGCCGCCGCCAUCCAGACCAUCGUCAUCCUGGGAGAGACAGCUCCUGGUAUCCCUGGUCCGGUUCUCGUGGCAACUGUCUCGGUGGUGGCAGAAGCUGCCAAUUCGAAGCAGCCUGGGACAGGAUCCUGAGAGAAAGCAGCCCUUAUGACUUUGGCCUCCUCAACGAGGAGUACUGCGCCGCCAAGCGCCUGUCCACUGCCUGGAACCUGAGGAGCAACAACGUCGCCACCGCCAUCACCGCCGCCACCAUCCCGGAGGUCAGGGAGGUCGUGCGGCUGGGACUGCCUGAAGUUGGAGAGUUUUUGAGAGUCCUAUCUUAUGGUGGAAACCCAGGUCCAGCGGGUCAAGCAGCUAAGGCAGCUUUACUUCAACGCGUUUCCCAAGUCAAAUGCUAAAGCAGCAUCAAAUAGGGACCAGCAUAUGUAUAGUAUAAUAUGUAUUGACCAAUAAAAACUCUUGCAAUAUUUAAUAAGGGAUAUUUACAUAGAUGGAAGGUGAUUGAUAGGAAUUGCAAUAUUUCAAUUUAAGGCUUUUAGAAAG
Molecule: messenger RNA, 866 nt
Organism: Bicyclus anynana (squinting bush brown)
Lineage: Eukaryota; Metazoa; Arthropoda; Insecta; Lepidoptera; Nymphalidae
Gene: Fib-l
Product: fibroin light chain
Cellular component (GO): extracellular region
Source: RefSeq, a predicted model, not a curated record